ACCAGAAGAAAGCAGGGGGUGUUUCACUGUUACACACCUUUCUACUUAAACCGACAUUUCGGAGUCAUUCUGAGUUUCUUAGGUGGACAGUAACCCGGUUUUAUUGUAUUUUCUACCUCACCUUGCAUCCGGAGUUAUUAUGGACUCCAUGGAGACAGUCGAUCCUCCAGAGGGUACCGGGCAGGCGGACGAGCUGCUGCCCGCUCAGAAGCUCUCCAAGGCGGAUGGAAAGAGACACGUCGCCGCGCUGAUUCUGGCUCGCGGAGGAAGUAAAGGGAUACCCCUGAAAAACAUCAAGAUGCUGGCCGGGGUUCCUCUGCUCGGAUGGGUCCUCCGGGCUGCUGUGGAGUCUGGGGUGUUUCAGAGUGUUUGGGUGUCCACCGACCACGAUGAGAUUGAAAAGGUGGCGAAAGUUUGGGGAGCGCAGGUCCACCGCAGGAGUCCGGAGGUUUCCAAAGACUCUUCUUCAUCCCUGGAAACCAUCCAGGAGUUCUCCAGACUCAAUCCGGAGGUGGAUGUGAUCUGCAACCUCCAGGCGACAUCCCCCUGCCUCCACCCGUUCCACCUGAAGGAUGCGCUGGAGCUGAUCACGGAGCAGGGGUACGACUCCGUGUUCUCCGUGGUGCGCAGACACCAGUUUCGCUGGAAGGAGACCAAGCAAGGAUCUGGAGAAAAGACGCUCCCCUUGAACCUGAGCCCGAAAAAUCGCCCCCGCCGGCAGGACUGGGACGGAGAGCUGUGUGAGAACGGAUCCUUCUACUUCACCACCAAGGAGAUGCUGCUAACGGAACAGAUACUACAGGGCGGGAAGGUGGCGUACUACGAGAUGCUGCCGGAGUACAGCGUGGACAUCGACGUGGACAUCGACUGGCCUGUGGCGGAGCAGAGAGUCCUCAGGUUUGGUUAUUUCGGAGCCCCCUCCCCAGAGGUGGUGCGUCUGAUGUUCUGCAACAUCUCUGGAUGUUUGACGGGGGGACGCAUCUUCAUGUCUGUGUCCGGGGAGGAGAUGGUGUCCAUCAACAUCCGAGACACCAGGGGAAUCCGCAUGCUGCAGAAAGAGGACAUCGAGGUGGUGCUGCUCACCUCCGACAUGGACCCGGUGGCUAUGCUGCUGACGGAUCGUCUGACGGAGAGGACGGGCUGCCGGGUGGUGCAGGUCGGAGACGAGCCCCUCCACUUGCUGAGGAAGAUGGUGGAGGAGAAGAAGCUGGACUGGAAGGACGUGGCGUAUAUGGGAAGCGACCAGCAGGACGUCAACUGUCUGAAUCUCGCGGGGAUGAGUGCGGUUCCUGGAGACGCUCCAAAUGUCGCCAUAAACGCCUCGAAGUACACCUGCCGCAAAAUGGGGGGGGCGGGCGCUCUGCGGGAGUUCGCCGAACACAUCCUGCUGCAGAAAGAGAAGGCAAAGUCUCACAGAGAGCAGCACCGCAUCGACCGCAUCAACUUCUGAACAUCACAGAGAGAGAUUAAAUGCUGAAGAUUGACCUCUGUUUACAAUCAGAUCUGGAGACGUGCGAUGAUUUAAAAUGCAUGCUCUUCAGACAUUUUUCAAAAAGAAGGAAUAUAAGUAAUGUGAAGAUGAUAUAAAAUAAUAUAAACGG
Molecule: messenger RNA, 1601 nt
Organism: Trematomus bernacchii (emerald rockcod)
Lineage: Eukaryota; Metazoa; Chordata; Actinopteri; Perciformes; Nototheniidae
Product: N-acylneuraminate cytidylyltransferase-like
Molecular function (GO): N-acylneuraminate cytidylyltransferase activity
Source: RefSeq, a predicted model, not a curated record